GAAUUUCCUAGAAAAGAACGGGUGUCAUGUUCACUAUGUAAGGCAGUCCUGCCUUGCUAUGAAAGGCAUCCCGAGUGCUUGUUCUGCCGUAGAACCCUUGGCAUUGGUUGUCUUCCUCACUGUCAAAAUUGCAGGCUUCAAACAACUCAAAAGGCAUUGCAUCUGGAGAAACAACUCCUUCAGAAGCUUAAGAACUUAGUCAUGGAUGGACUGGAUAAUGGCACGAAUACGGAGAUGGAGCAACACUUGUACUUGCAACUCAUAUCAGAUUCUAAUGAUGUAAUCAAGAACUUGUCUGCUGUUGUAUCUAAUAAGAGUGCAGUACAACUGCAAGCUAGUGUCUCUACCUCAUCAUUGCAAAGCAAUGAUGUGCACUCCAAUACCAGUGUAUAUUUUUCUCCUCUUAGAACUGAGAAACUAGAAUCCUGCAUCCCAAAUGAUGAAAGCCAUGUACAUAAGACAAUUACCAUGUGGAAUAAGUGCACUCCUGAAACAAGCAAGACUUCUAGCUUUCAAUCAGACACUAAUAUAAGAAAUGUUAAUCCUCAUUCCUCUGAAAAUGACUCAACUUCCAAUAAUGUUUGUAUUGAUAAUCAAUCUCUUCUCUACGUGUCUCCCAGUGAUACUUCCAGAGUCAUGAGGAGAGAGGAUCUUAAGGUCUGUGAAGGACCUUCUAUAAGUGAUAAAAAUACAACUAGAAAGCGAUUAAAGGAUUUAAAAUGGGACCCAUCAAGGUGGUAUGUCAAAAAAAGGAAAAGGUUGUCUAAUUCAUUCAAUGGAACAGGAAACAAUACCAAAAGUAGCAUUGCUGCCUCCUCUCGUGACUCCAGUAUUAAUCAAAAUGAUACAAACUCAAAAAGCAAAGAAGAUAUCAUCUCUUCUAAAGUCCUUAUCAUUUCAACACCAAAAUUAACCUCAGAUGAAAUUGAACAAUACUUGAGAGGUGGUGUUACGCAACACUCUGUAGCAGAGACAAAUCCUACUGCAAAUAAAAAGCAGAUGUCAAGGUCUGUGGAGUCUCCAGUGAAACCUGACCUUGCUGAGCAACCUGCACGUCACAGUGACUCUAUAUUGACCAAAAAACAUCCUGAGCCAUCAAAUUCUUUACCAAGAACAGUAAAGCAGCACUUGGAUGGUCCAUGCAAGACUCCAUCUGGAUUUGUCCGUCAAAUUGUACGUGAUAAUUCAUCCAAUGUUUUCCAACGCCAAGUUCAAUUUUCUUGUUUGGAUGGAACCAUUGCUAAAUCAAAAGCUUGUAUUACUCAGUUCAUCACCCAAAAUAAACUUGAUAAUUUAAAGCCUGAAAUGUUUGAAUUUGAUGCUAAUAUACACUUACAAGAUGAUGCUCCUCCAAGCCCACUAGCUGAUGAAAUUUUUUCAUCGCUUAUUGACAAAUUGCAAUCCCCACCAAAUUGUGAAUCUAUAAUAGAAUCUAGCUUCAACAUGGAAGUAAAUAACUCAUUUGAUUGCCAUGGAUCUCAUUCUUCAAGAGAGCCUUCAUUUGUAUUUUCCACAACUGCACCUUCCACCUCUGUAAUUGCGCUUGAUAACUUGGCAUCUAAACGCCAUGAAGCUGAGGUAUUGUCAUCAGUUGAAGGUGAGAAACUUGCAAAAAUAGAACAAGUUUCUGCUAAGCUUCAGUCCAGUGAAUUUGAAGAUAAUGUACUAAGUUGUCAUGUACCAUCUACAAGUGCAAUGUUUCUUGCAUCAAGGGUGAAUAAUGCCAAUGAUGAACUUGCUAGUGUCACCCCUCUAGUAGAAGAAGAGAGAUCAUCCCCCUCACAUUCUGUUGAUCACUUGCUGAUUACUGAUUAUCUGAACACCAGUGAGCCAGCCAUCCAUUCUAUUGCUUCAUCAAGCAUUGCUGAACCUGCAUUUAUGCCUCAAAUUUCAUCAAUACGGAGCAUAAAAUAUCCUUCUAUUGACUUGGACUAUUCAGACUCUGAAAAUCACUUUCCCAAUUCUGCUCAUAGCUUAGGAAAUGAGGUAAAAACUGAGGAUUGCAGUAAUGCUGGAGAUGACUCCGAUGACUGGUUGGGCAGUAACCUUGUGUGGAAAGAUUGCCGUAGGAAAAAGGAAAAGCCAUUCCUCUGCAGGAGAAUUCUUCCAAAACGGAAAGGUUAGUUGUACGACAGGUUAAUAUU
Molecule: messenger RNA, 2144 nt
Organism: Hyalella azteca
Lineage: Eukaryota; Metazoa; Arthropoda; Malacostraca; Amphipoda; Hyalellidae
Exons: 3
Coding region: 202-2124 (640 amino acids)
Source: RefSeq, a predicted model, not a curated record